AUGCCGGACAUAUCGUUUAUGCUAUACUUGUGGGAUCUCGGGUCAUAUCAGUCAGGAUUGUCCUCAGCAGCAGCAGGCUCUGGCGUCUUAGUAGCAUCCAAUGGUUAUGAAGCAUGCCCUGUGGUUAUCUGCGGGAGGGAACUCUUUGCAGACUUUCUGGUGAUUGAUUUGCCGAGUUUUGAUGCAGUAUUUUGGAUGGAUUGGUUGGGGUCAUUCUUUGCCACUAUUGAUUGUCGUCGUCGGAGCGUAGUAUUCGAGAUACCAGAUCACCCGAGAUUUGAGUUCCUUAGUGGCAGUACAUCGGCCGGACCUAUGGAGUAUAGAGCUAGACCAAAGAAGGCGACGUUAGCUGCAAUGCAAGUGGAAUCUGAGAAACCAGAUGUAGUUCGAGAAUUUGAAGACAUGUUUCCCGACGAUAUUUACGAAUUGCCACCGGUUCGAGCGAUUGAGUUUUCCAUCGAUUUGAAGCUGGAGUUGCACCGAUCUCCAAAACCCCUUAUCGCAUGCCCCUGA
Asparagus officinalis (garden asparagus) is the source of this 513-nucleotide messenger RNA. RefSeq lists its product as uncharacterized. The record is from RefSeq and is a predicted model, not a curated record. The transcript is spliced from 2 exons. Lineage: Eukaryota; Viridiplantae; Streptophyta; Magnoliopsida; Asparagales; Asparagaceae. Bases 1 to 513 code for a protein of 170 amino acids.